Agrilus planipennis (emerald ash borer) is the source of this 866-nucleotide messenger RNA. RefSeq lists its product as uncharacterized. The annotation marks the transcript as partial. NCBI's taxonomy places the organism in Eukaryota, Metazoa, Arthropoda, Insecta, Coleoptera, Buprestidae. The transcript has 5 exons. The record is from RefSeq and is a predicted model, not a curated record.
UUAUUACUUAAGUAUUCCAGACGUAGAUAGUAAUGACGAUGAUUUUUUGUACGAAGUAGAUGGAGUAUCAGCUCAAAAUCUUUCGGUACAACAGAAGUCUUCGACCCUUCCUAGUAAUCAAACUUCAUCGAACGUGCAGCACAAAAGAUCGUUGUCGGAGUCGAAAACCUUUGAUGUGUUGAAAUUACACGACCAGAAAAUGCAAGAAAAGGUGGAAUACAAAAUGGUCGCAGAACUUCCCCAUCGCUAUCGCGACAAUUCGGUGACUGAGUCGACCACUUCAGGAGUUAGUUCCUGUGAAUCGGUUUUGGGAAAAGCUACUACAAACGAAAGAGUACAAACGCUGAGUCCUAUUCCAAGUUCCUCAAGUCUGAGUACAUUAAAAACUAGCGGCCUAAAAAUGGGUCGUGGUGGAGAACCUACUCGAAGAAUUUCUGUUCAAAGUUACAGUGGUACUACACCAUCAGAUAGAUCUACUGUUUCUCCUGCAGGCAGUACGAGCAGUAGACUAAGUUACAGAGACCUCAUGGGGUAUGCCAAAUUGCGUUCCUUGCGUUCAAUGAGUCAUUUUGGUAUGGAAUCAACAAUGACCGUCAAGUCAGUUAAAACACUAACAAAUUUCGAGGGUUAUACGAAUGUUAGCAUGUUGUCAGAACAAAGGGGCAGCUUCGGUAAAAAUUUUCCCGACAGUUUAAGUUUACGUUCGUUUUCGAGCGUUCAAAAGUUUUCUGUUAAGGACGAAACCAAAGAGCAGUGUUAUAUGGGUAUUUGUCUGCCUCGUAAACUCAGCGACAUGUUCCCCGAGGAGCCUUCAAAAUUUCAAAGAACAUCCACUUAUGGCAAAAGAAUCUCACCAUAUUCCGAGG